AUGGCAAAAACAUUGGCUCAAGGGAGGAAACCUGGUAGUGGUAGAAAACCAGGUAAAGGUAAAACUUUAAGAGAAGGUAGGAAACCUGGUAGUGGUAGAAGGCCCAAGAAUGCUACUGCAGCAACAGCAACUACAUUAACAUCAAAUAUCAACAAAUCAAAUAAUUCUGCUGGUAUUGGUAUCAACUCUACUAUUAACACAGGUACAAGAACAAAAUCAUCGACAAAUUCUAGAGGUAAAAAUUCAAAAUCAAAGGCAAAUGCAAAGGUUCAUCUAGAUGAUGUUAAUGCAAACACCAUCCCUGUUUCGAUGAUGAACAACAUUGUCAAUGGUGUCAAUCUAUUAGGAACAAUGCAGAUAACGCAAGAUAGUUUUAAUGAGAACAUCAUGCAAAGAAAGCAAUCGAAUAAUAAUAGACGUAAUAACAACAAUAACAACAACAACAGUAAUAAUAAUAACAAUAAUAAUAGUAUAUCGACUCGAGAUUUAGAGGCUUUGGACGCUCUAAGAGAAUUAACUACGAGUCCUACUUUUGCAACACUAAACGACAUCACUCUAUCUAAUAACGUUAAUGGCAUGCCAUUACCUUUACCUAGAUUAGAUGUGAUAACACCCCAGAGACCACUUCUACAUCAUUCUCGAUUAUUAUCAAAUGAUAAAUUAGAUCAAAGAAAUACAGAUUUCCUUACAGGGAACCCUAAUCUAAUUAACACUGCACAUUUAAUUAACGAUCACACUACAAUGGCACCCCAUAAUAUAGGCUUACCACAUAUUAAUAAUGCCAUCAAUGAUACAAGUAAUAUAAUGAACAACCAAUCACCAUAUGGAACAAAUAGAAACUCAAAUAAUUCAACAUCACAUAAACGCCAUUAA
Vanderwaltozyma polyspora DSM 70294 is the source of this 873-nucleotide messenger RNA. It is a transcript of the gene DAT1, whose product is annotated as Dat1p. Bases 1 to 873 code for a protein of 290 amino acids. The record is from RefSeq and is a predicted model, not a curated record. The transcript has a single exon. Lineage: Eukaryota; Fungi; Ascomycota; Saccharomycetes; Saccharomycetales; Saccharomycetaceae.